AUGACCCACAUUUUCUUCUCAGCUUUUCCGGCAUGGGGUCACCUGAGAGCGUUAUGUAUUCUAGCAGCGCGUCUUGUAAAGGAGAACAAGAACUUGACUGUGACUCUUCUGCUCCCCCCAAAUCAUCUAAAAAAAGCAGUAGCGGAGAUCACAGCUGAAUUUGGUGGUGAAUCAUCAGAAAACAACUGGAAACGGCUUAGGGCCUUUUCUCCCUUCAAACUGGAGUCUGAACAUCCAUUAGAGCUCGUCCAAUUGAUGGUAGCAUGCUAUCCGACGGUCUAUCAACAACUUUUGAACAGCCAAUCUAUUACGUGCUCGAUAACCGGGGAUGUGUUUGACUCUAUCCUACCUCCGGAUAUGGUCAUUCUAGAUUUUUUCGCCCAUCCUCAAUUGUUGGCGACACGGGAGGCCACGGGAACUAAAAUUCCUAUUGCAGUUUUUGUGUGUGCUCAUGCCGCGACUAUUCUUCGUACAUUGGGUCCAGAGCAUUAUGGUGGUCGUGGUGAUCUUAACGCUAAGAUUGAAGCUGAGGCUGCUCGCAGAGGUAUCACACCUUUGGAGGUUGGGGACUCGGUCUAUAGCCACACCGAUGGUACGAUAAUCAAAAUAGCUGGAAUUCCUGACAUGUAUGAUUGGGAGUAUUUCCCACAGCUGCUCCCAUUCGAUCUGCCCGUAUCCCAAAUUAUGAUACAAGCGUAUCGUGGGCUAAGGGAUAGUGAUGUUAUUAUUUCUGGAUCUGCACAAGACUUCGAACCGGAGACGCUGGAGGCAUUCAAGUCAUGGUUUACUGAAUGGAAUAAAAAGGUAUACGUAGUCGGCCCCCUUAUUCCAUCAAAACCAACGACGUUUGUCAUCCCAUCAAAUGAUGCUCAAAAUACCGGCCUUGUUGAAACGUUCCUUGACAAGGCUCUUGCAGAGCAUGGGCGGCUGUCUACAGUUCUGCUCUCUUUUGGGUCAUUAUUUUGGCCCCAUGAGCAAGGCUAUCUGGAAGAAGUUAUAGAAGCUUUGAUUGAGAAGAAAUUCCCUUUUAUUGUUUCUUAUGCUUCGCCUUUUGCGAAAAUUUCGGAUGAUCUACUGGAAAGGGUCCAGAGUUCAGGAUAUGGGCUAAUUGCGAGAUGGUUGCCGCAGCUUUACGUUUUAAAUCAUCCUGCAACUGGGUGGUUUAUCACCCACUCCGGUCAGAACGGUGUUCUGGAAGCACUGGGGACUGGUGUUCCAAUGAUUUGUUGGCCUUUCGAAGCCGACCAACCUGCUGCCGCUGCACAUUUGUCUGAAAAUCUGAAAGUUGCUUUCGAAUUACUGGAAGUCAGGACUGGAGAAAGGGGGCUAAAACCUCUCUUGCGAAAUGGUAGGCAAGCAAAGGGCACUCGCGAAGCCGUUGGAAUCGAAAUUAGGGAUGUCCUAGAUGCGUGCCGUGGAGAGAAGGGGGCUGAGUUACGAAAGAAUGCCCAGGCUAUCAAGGCCAAGUUUGACAAAACCUGGCAAGCCGAUGGUAUCAGCAGAAAGGACUUUAACGCCUGUUUAGAGCAGUAUGGCAUUCAUCUUUCCUAG
Molecule: messenger RNA, 1551 nt
Organism: Psilocybe cubensis
Lineage: Eukaryota; Fungi; Basidiomycota; Agaricomycetes; Agaricales; Agrocybaceae
Exons: 11
Coding region: 1-1551 (516 amino acids)
Molecular function (GO): UDP-glycosyltransferase activity
Source: RefSeq, a predicted model, not a curated record